This is a messenger RNA of Paramuricea clavata, 614 nucleotides long. Lineage: Eukaryota; Metazoa; Cnidaria; Anthozoa; Malacalcyonacea; Plexauridae. The record is from the annotation of a GenBank genome assembly.
AUGAAAGAAGCCCACGAGCUUGCUAGCAAGAAGAUUCGGGAUAAAGGAUUGAAGGCAAAGAAAUCGUACGAUCGCUGGAUGCGUAGCACGGUCCUCCAACCCGGAGAUAGAGUGUUGGUACGAAACCUAAGUGAACGUGGUGGCCCAGGUAAACUUAGGUCCUUCUGGGAGAGAGAGGUACAUGUCGUGAUUAAACGGAAAGGAUCGGACAGUCCUGUUUAUGAAGUCCAAUGUGAAAGCAACAGCGGAAAGACUAGGGUUCUCCACCGAAAUCUCCUCCCAUGCGACUACCUACAGCCCCUUCUCGCAAACGACGAGGACAAAGGCCAGAACCCACUGCAAUGUGCGAAAGUAACGAGUCUUCCAGUGACGAAGAGAUCGACGAUUUGGUAGUUUUACCAACCACGACCUCCGAUUAUCCUCCUCAACCACCAUUGUGCCCACCAGCGAUUCAACCUCCGACUGCCAACGAUCUGGUACUGCAGAACGAGAUUCCCGAAGAGUAUGUACAACUGCAGGAAGAUUUUACGAUCGAAACUCCAAACGCGCCCCCAGUUCAUGACCCUGGUCACAAGAUGUUGUCAACCCGAACCUACAUGAUGCUGAGGAAUUAA